AAAUCCAUUCUUGUGCCGUUUCUCGGAAAAGCUUUUCAGUAAAUGCACUCAUGCUGCUCCAGGAGCUCUUCUCUGCAACAAGCAGCCCAUCUGCCAUCAACAAGUUAAGACCAAAAGAACUAACGGCUACGGAACAGAAAGACUGACGCUUUGAUGACCAGCAGCAAUCAAGGAGAAAAAAAAUUAAUAACUUGCAUUCAGAACUGUUUUUGGGAAUCUGAACAUCAUGGAAAAUGAAACCAAUGCUUGCUAGAGGAAUAUCCUAAGGAAAAAAACAACUCACCCUGGUGGAUUCAAUUUUAAUAGGAAAGCCUGGAACACAGAAAACAGGAAACUGGUCAAAGGCUCCUGUAUGUUAGAGCCUUUUACAGACUCACUGCGUUGAGUCUAAUAACCUCGACUGAAUGCAGCCUCCAAUGUGCACAGAAGAAUGGGCUUACAUUUCAAGUGGCCAUUAGGGGCCCCUAUGCUGGCAGCAAUAUAUGCAAUGAGUAUGAUUUUUAAAAUGCUGCCUGCCCUGGGUAUGGCAUGUCCACCCAAAUGCCGCUGUGAGAAGCUGCUAUUCUACUGCGACUCUCAGGGCUUCCACUCAGUGCCAAACGCCACAGACAAGGGCUCUCUGGGCCUGUCCCUGAGGCACAAUCAUAUCACAGAGCUUGAAAGAGAUCAAUUUGCCAGCUUCAGUCAACUUACCUGGCUUCACUUAGAUCACAAUCAAAUUUCAACAGUAAAAGAAGAUGCUUUCCAAGGACUAUAUAAACUUAAGGAAUUGAUCUUAAGUUCCAACAAAAUAUUUUACUUGCCAAACACAACUUUUACCCAACUAAUUAACCUGCAAAAUUUGGACCUGUCUUUUAAUCAGCUGUCAUCUCUGCAUCCAGAGCUCUUCUAUGGCCUUCGGAAGCUGCAGACCUUGCAUUUACGUUCCAACUCCCUGCGGACUAUCCCAGUACGUCUGUUCUGGGACUGUCGUAGUCUGGAGUUUCUGGAUUUGAGCACAAAUCGUUUGCGAAGUUUGGCUCGAAAUGGAUUUGCAGGAUUAAUCAAACUGAAAGAGCUUCACCUAGAGCACAACCAGCUGACAAAGAUUAAUUUUGCUCAUUUCCUCCGGCUAAGCAGUCUGCACACGCUCUUCUUACAAUGGAACAAAAUUAGCAACUUGACAUGUGGGAUGGAGUGGACCUGGAGCACUUUAGAAAAGCUAGAUCUGUCUGGAAAUGAAAUCAAAGCCAUCGACUUGACAGUAUUCGAAACGAUGCCUAAUCUUAAAAUACUCCUCAUGGAUAACAACAAGUUAAACAGUCUUGAUUCCAAGAUCUUAAGCUCCCUGAGAUCCCUCACAACUGUGGGCCUCUCAGGCAACCUAUGGGAAUGCAGCCCCCGAAUAUGUGCUCUGGCCUCCUGGUUAGGCAGUUUCCAAGGUCGGUGGGAGCAUUCCAUCCUAUGCCACAGCCCUGACCACACCCAAGGAGAGGAUAUUCUAGAUGCAGUCCAUGGAUUUCAGCUCUGCUGGAAUUUAUCAACCACUGUUACUGCCAUGGCUACAACUUACAGAGAUCCAACCACUGAAUAUACAAAAAGAAUAAGCUCAUCAAGUUACCAUGUGGGAGACAAAGAAAUCCCAACUACUGCAGGCAUAGCAGUUACUACAGAGGAACACUUUCCUGAACCAGACAAUGCCAUCUUUACUCAGAGAGUAAUUACAGGAACAAUGGCUUUAUUGUUUUCUUUCUUUUUUAUUAUUUUUAUAGUGUUUAUCUCCAGGAAGUGCUGCCCUCCCACUUUAAGAAGAAUUAGACAGUGCUCAAUGAUUCAGAACCACAGGCAGCUCCGAUCCCAAACACGACUCCAUAUGUCAAACAUGUCAGACCAAGGACCGUAUAAUGAGUAUGAACCCACCCAUGAAGGACCCUUCAUCAUCAUUAAUGGUUAUGGACAGUGCAAGUGUCAGCAGCUGCCAUACAAAGAAUGUGAAGUAUAAUAUCUACUCGUCAUCAAAAAUCACAUCAGAUAAGUAACCUAUUUUACAUAGUAGGGGAUAAAUACAUUAUCUAAUUUUUACCAUUGGUGACAUUAAGCCAAACCAAGUGGAGACUUAGUUUUUCAAGUGUUAAAGUAUUUUUAAUUUUUUUAAUGAAACCAUAUUUUAAGUGUUAAAUGAAGCAAUGCUCACAUUAAUUUGCAUUCUUGUUGGAAAGUCUAAAAUACUUCAAAAUAAGACAUUUCAUGUAUGUAAUUAUAUAUUAUUGUGUGCAAACAUUUAUACUAAGGUCUCCAUAUGCUAUGUUUUUCUACUGAAAACAGUUUGGGGAGAAGCUAUUGAACAAAAACAGAUAUGGAUCAAUACCUGUUUGAUCAUUGCUCUACACCCAAUAUAUCAACUGGCUUUCUGCUUAAAAAGUCAGCAAAGUUCUCUUGUAUGAUAAUUUGGUUAUUUACUAUUACAUAUCUAUAAUCUGCCAGCGUGAGAAGUAGAUGUACAUGUAUGCUAAAGGCUGAUAAAUAUUAAACACUCUCUUCUUCCAGAGAUUUAUCCCCCCCCCCCCACACACACCCUGGGCUAGAAGAUAUCAAGGUCCACAUCACAAAAUCAAAAUUCUUUAUGUAACUCUAAUAAUCUGAAAUAAUUCUUUAACAUAUUUAAACAGUAAGUGAAUCCAAAUGAUUGUAAAAAGGCCUCAUUACAAUGAAAUCAAUACUGAAUAAUUAAAGACUGAUCAUAUAUCUUUAGUCUGACUUGUAACAGAAAUGUUGAUUUUUGUGGCAUUUUGACUAUUUUUGAAUGUAUUAAAUUGCCAUUUUACUGAUUAACUUACUAAGUCCUUUAUUUACAUUGUAAAGGGUUAGAAAUUAUUUGAGAAAAGAUAAACUGAGUCAAUUAAACAAUCCUAACACGUUCAAUCAAGUUUAGGAAAUACCCCUCUAAAAGUUAUCUAUCAUCUCCCACUCCUGUCAUGUUUAAAUAAGCCUUGACAAAGAAUUUUAAGCUUCUAUCUUUAAACCUCAAAGAGACAAAUGAAAAAUAAUUGGGUAGCAAAAGUCAUGACACUGGUUAUUAUAAAGGAUCCAUAAAACAUUACUUUAUAAAACUGAUUUUUCCCUUUCAAUAAAAAUACGCAUUCAGAUUGUAUGAUUCCUUUUGAGGCAGGACCAACAUAUCACUGAGGUGACUCUUAUGGUGCAACACUUGACGUGCUUAUACUGCCACACAGCAGUAACUGGAAGGCAGCACAGAGGUGAAGGGAUGAAGAGCAAAGAAUGAUUUGGAAACCUGAUUCUCAGGCCUAACAACAAAAUCCAGCCCAAGGCUUCCUAAGGAGCCCCAGCUAGAAAUCCAAAAUGAAAGAGCCAUCUGUGACCAACUCUGACCCACUGAGGCCAUAACUCAUCCUUUAUUCAGGAAUGAGAUUUAAAACUGCAGCCUCAGAGGCAAUCCCCAAAGCCUUUUACAACUUUCAAGGACUUCACCACCAAAAAGCCAGGAAAGAGAUGCAAAGAGUCACAGCUCUUCACAAGAG
Messenger RNA from Dipodomys ordii (Ord's kangaroo rat), 3518 nucleotides. It is a transcript of the gene Lrrtm2, whose product is annotated as leucine rich repeat transmembrane neuronal 2. Lineage: Eukaryota; Metazoa; Chordata; Mammalia; Rodentia; Heteromyidae. The transcript has 3 exons. Gene Ontology annotation, molecular function: protein binding. The record is from RefSeq and is a predicted model, not a curated record. Bases 431 to 1981 code for a protein of 516 amino acids. Gene Ontology annotation, cellular component: extracellular matrix.